AUGACUUCCGAAAAGUACCUCUACAUCCUGAACAACAGAACUAUUUUGUUUAUCAUCGUUCUGUUAUCCCUUAAACUAUGUAGCCCGCAGGACCUAAGUGACGAUUUUAUCGAUGACAGUGUCGAAGUGAUAUCAGAAAUUAGUGUCGCUAGGAAAGUGAAAUUUCCAAGAAACGUGGGAAUGGCGAGCCCGUGUAGACUUAGUGAAUUGCUCUGUGAUACGGGCCAGUGUAUAUCCUUAGAUAAAUACUGCAACGGAGAAGACGAUUGUGGAGAUAAGAGCGACGAGCCGAAGGCUUGCACCCCCUGUAAUAGAACCUACAUGGGUGACGUAGGCCGAACUUAUGAAUUAGAAGUCAGAAGACCAAGAGAAGACCACCUUCCUUUCGUAUGUUUCCUUAAUUUCACGGCGAAUGGAGGAAGCUACGGUGAUAUAAUACAGCUAACAUUCGACACGUUUACAGUGGGGAAAUUCGUGUCAUUCACAUCCGAUGGUUGUCCAGACGGGCACAUGACAAUUGUAGAGAGCAGCCCCUCGCCCCCCACGGGUCAGUGGUGUGGGUCCGCAUGGGGAUACACGGUGUACUUUAGCGAAUCCAAUUCUAUCAACAUGACUCUUAGGCUGGAUAGAUUGAGUCAACAGGGUGUUGGAUACAAUUUCGACUUCAAGUUGGCUUACAAGUUUCUAAGACGGAGCGAGGCAAGACUGCGCUUCGGGAACGCCACAGUGGGGGCCUGGAGGGGGGAGUCGGUCCCCGGAACGUACUGCGACCGAAUACUGAGUGACUGCGAUCUUCGCGCUUGCAGGAUACAGUCUCCGAACUUCCCCGGAGUGUAUCCGAGAAACGCGACGUGUACCUAUCGCAUCGAGCAUACUAAGAUACCAGCAGACAAACACGUUUUGUUAGCAGUCAGACAAACCAACAGCCAUAAAAUACAUAUCAAAGACCAAAUAGUUAAAUAUGACAGAAGUCAACGUGUUCUCAAGAUCUGGGACCAAUGUAACGUAGUCCAAGACUAUUUAACCGUCUGGGACGGUCCGACGAGGGACUCUCCGGUUCUUGUCAGGCUUUGUGGAGGAGAUGCCGUCCCUGACAUAGUUAGUAGGGGACCUAAAAUGUUAUUGGAAUUUCAUACAUCUCCAUAUGACAACCCAUUCCAUCCGGUACCGCUGAGCUAUUUGCCUGGAUUUGAAUUAGAAGUACAGGGUCGUCCAAAUGAAGUCGUGUGGGUAUCUUUUGUGAAAUACCAUGCGGCAGGGACCGAGCCCGCUGGCUUCGAUCAGCAGAAGGACUGCUCCUCACAACUGACCAUUUGGGAUGGAGCAGCACCGGACGCUGAUCUCGAUAGAAAGUUGGAGAUGACUGAUAAAAAGUUGCUGCUGGGUUCCUUCUGCCGCGAGGAAUCUCCACGCCUAUGUGACCAUGCGCUACUUUCAAAUGCAACAAGAGCUACCAGACCGUGCGCACCAUCAGAGAGUUACAUUACAACAGGACCAGCUCUUACAAUACUUCAGGAACUACGCCAGGGAUCCGCCCUGUACCCCGUGUCGUUCCUGCUUCGAUACGAGUUCGUCGACGUGAGCGAACAAGGCCAACCGCUUCUAGACUCCAAAUCCGCUUGCGAUAGAGUUUUCAAAUCUGCUCAGACGUAUUCGGGAAGAUUUCAGGCGCCGCGAGCAAUAUUUUACUACGGCCGCGGUGGCGCACAAAACCUCACGUGCAUAUUGCGGUUCGAAGCCAAAUACGGUGAACGGGUUCAACUAAUUUUCACUAAUAACAAUUUCGGCAACAAGCAUUGUACAACGCAUAAAGACUCGAGAACCAGCCGUUGGGUAUGCAACAGGCCUCUCAAGAGAACUAUAGGUGGGGAGGGUCUAGCUCAGAUAAUUAUCACGGAAUACCCCUGGGAAGGAGUUCCCAUAAAAAGAGAUUGCCUUUGUACAAACCGCUCUGAACCUCUCAACAUUCAUACGUUAACAGCUCCCGUGGUAGAGGUCAACUUCACUGUUACUAUGAUGAACAUCACAGAAGAUUACGACGACUUUAGUUUCGAAGGUGAAUACAAGUUUAUUCCCACUGGCCCGGGCGACGAAACUGUAUGUUCUACAGGCUGGGGUGAAAGACGGUUAAGGGGGAGCAGUGGAGAAAUAAGGCUAUUUGAUAAAAGAGAAUCUGCUAUAAUACCAGAAAUCAUUAGUGAUAGACAUGUUAUAUCUGAGAGCGUAAAGGCAGAAGUUGCAUGUGUACAUCGACCAUGGCUAAUUGAACCUGGUGGAGAUGAAGUCACUCCUACCCAAGGGCGGUACCUCUACCUAAAAGUGCCUGGCUACGAAAUCAGUAAAUCAUCUCCAUUCUGUACAACACCCAAUCGCUUAUUCGUAUAUGAAGCUUAUGAUACAACACGAUCUAGAGAGAUAUGUCCCGAUACAUCUAGUCUAAUGGAGUUAUAUUCUCCCGGUUGGGAAUCGGCUCUGACCUCAAUAGAAUCUUCACUGAAACCACACGCAAAGAGCUUUGUUAUAGACUUUUUACAACACGAGCAAGCAGAUUAUUCAAUUAAGUGGAUAGAGAUUAUGAAAAAACCAUCUGUAGAAAAUCCUGAUCCAGACAUCAGCGAUCUUCCAUCCUCUGUCCUCCUCGACUGUCGAUAUCACUGUCCAGAAUUAAACGCAUGUAUUCCCCUCACUUUGUGGUGCGACGGCAGCGCUCAUUGUCCGUCAGGGUACGACGAAGAUGACUCGAAUUGUUCAUUCCGAAUUUCAUUACCACCGCCCUACGUAGCAGCAGCUGUUGGUGUAGGCUUGUUAAUAUGUGCGAUUGCGAUAGCUCUCUGCGCAUGUAAGAGACGAAGGAAAAAAGAUAAAGAAUUCAAAGCUCGCUUAGAUGGCGCUCUGCAAGCAGAAGAACGACCAUACGAUCGAGCGAAGGCUAACGGUAUUCCGGAAACAGCUAGACAAUACGCUACAGUACAAAAGUAUGCUACUAUAGACAAGUACAGUCUCAGCCAGAAAUACAGCGCGGGGUUAAACGACGCCAGAUACUAUGAUGAGGUAGCGCAAAGAGAUAAAUUGAGUGAUACGAGAUACGCUAGUUUAGGUCGUGGAAGGAAUAGUCGUACAGAUAAUAGAGGAUCCAGAAAAGCUUUACCAGACUUAGGUUAUCCUGACUUAAAGGAUGGCUUUUGUUGA
Messenger RNA from Leptosia nina, 3189 nucleotides. NCBI's taxonomy places the organism in Eukaryota, Metazoa, Arthropoda, Insecta, Lepidoptera, Pieridae. The record is from the annotation of a GenBank genome assembly.